This is a messenger RNA of Puma concolor (puma), 813 nucleotides long. RefSeq names its product chromosome D3 C12orf43 homolog (gene CD3H12orf43). The record is from RefSeq and is a predicted model, not a curated record. Lineage: Eukaryota; Metazoa; Chordata; Mammalia; Carnivora; Felidae. Gene Ontology annotation, biological process: Spemann organizer formation; Wnt signaling pathway; negative regulation of Wnt signaling pathway.
AUGGCCGCGCCCAGUGGCCCCCUGAGCUCUUUGGAGAGCAGCAGCAGCAGCAGCAGCGAUGAGGAGGAGCUGGCACGGUGCCGCGAGGCAGCGAUGCCGGCCUGGGGCUUGGAGCAUCGCUUGAGGGGGCCGGAGAAGCCAAGAGCCGAUGCCGCAAAUAAUCAGUUGCCAGCCAGCCAGCCAAGCCUCAGGCGGAAAGCGGACGAACAUGAACAAGAUGGCAAUGAGCUUCAGACCACCCCUGAAUUCCGAGCCCACGUAGCCAAGAAACUGGGAGCCCUCCUGGACAGCUCAAUUACCAUCUCAGAAGUAGUGAAGGAGCCGAAAAAGACUGAAAUACAGAAAGUCCCCCCGGAGGAUGAUGGCUUCCGCCUUUUCUUCACAUCCAUCCCCGGAGACUCUGACAAGAAAGCUGCUCCCCAGCCCAGCCGAAAGCGCUUCCCUUCCGGCUCCAGCAGCGAGGACAGCGACGAGGAGUGGCAGCGGUGCCGGGAGGCGGCCGUGUCAGCCUCCGACAUCCUCCAGGAAUCUGCCAUCCACGGCCCUGUCAAAGUGGAGAAAGAGGCAAAGAAGAAGAAAAAGAAGUUGAAAAAGAAAGCCAAGAAGGAGGCCGGUGCCGACUCGGUCGCCCCGGCCGCCACCACCACCACAAGCGGGGCCACCAUAGGGAAGCAGGAAAAGCAUUCACCCAGGCUCAAUGGAGACCAGACAUCACUUGGGACCAAAAAGAAGAGAAGGAGGAAAAAAGCAAAGGCCAGCGAGGCUUCCCCAAUCCCACCAAUAAAGAGGGCAGUGGCCAUGCCUGCCAACUGA